AUGGCACCGACCAUUUCUCCCCGCAGUGCUUCAGGCGAACACAUCAGAACCGUCAUUUCUCGUUCAGUAUCCUCCAAUUUAACCCCUCUACCCUCACGAAGUACCACAUCUACCAAAGCUCCCAUCGCAUCAUUAUUCGCCGUCAUUCUAAGAGGCACAAUCGGAGUCUCGAAACGAGCCCUCCAAGAAUCCCUCUUUACCCCUCGAUCUCCCGUUUCCGAAGCGGUCCAACCAAUCUAUGUGCACCCUUCAGCGCUCUCGAAAAGACAGAAUGCCGUCCUCGCCAUCCCGACAACGUAUGCCGGGCUCAACGAUGGACCGGCGCCAGGUGCGGUCGUAGGCAUUGUCCUCGGCUCCAUCGCCGGCUUUAUCCUGGUUUUAUACAUUCUCCUCAGCGCCUUCCGUCUUUCAGGAUACUGGGUUCGCGACAGUUACGAAGAGGAAGUCGUCCGACACCACCACCACCGCAGAUCACCUCGUCGGAGUCGCAGCCACAGUCGGGUGAUGACGGAAGUCAGUAGCCCACGCCGGGAAAGAAUCGUCCGCGAACAUGAAGAGACCGUCGUGGUAGAAGAACAUCCAUCGAGCGUAGUGGAGGAGGAGGAUAUCGUCGAAGUCAUCGAAGAACAUUCUCCCGAACGGCGGCCCAAACGAGGCCCCAGUGGCCGAAGUGGAUUUAGGACAGUGGACCCGGCAGAGUUUGGCGGUGGAGGACGACCGAUAAGGAAAGUUUCCAGGCGGUGA
Messenger RNA from Rhinocladiella mackenziei CBS 650.93, 744 nucleotides. RefSeq lists its product as uncharacterized. NCBI's taxonomy places the organism in Eukaryota, Fungi, Ascomycota, Eurotiomycetes, Chaetothyriales, Herpotrichiellaceae. The record is from RefSeq and is a predicted model, not a curated record. The transcript has a single exon. The coding region runs from base 1 to 744 and encodes 247 amino acids.